CACAUGUGCCAUCAUUCAUCGUUUCGCUCGUCUCACAAAUUCUUGUAAAUAAAAACACAAUUUCCUUUAAUUUUCAUGUGAUAAUAUUCCUUCAAAAUGUCAGUACGUGUGCAAUUCGAAAACAACAAUGAAAUCGGUGUUUUUAGCAAACUAACAAACGCUUAUUGUCUCGUAGCGAUCGGCGGAUCUGAAAACUUUUAUAGUGUCUUCGAGGCUGAAUUGGCAGAGACUAUUCCGGUUGUCCAUGCCAGCAUUGCAGGGUGUAGAAUUAUUGGCAGGUUGACUGUGGGGAAUAAAAAUGGUUUAUUGGUGCCAGCUUCGACUACUGACACAGAGUUGCAACAUAUAAGGAAUUCUUUACCAGAAAGUGUAAAAAUACAAAGGGUCGAAGAAAGAUUAUCAGCUUUGGGUAAUGUGAUAGCUUGUAAUGAUUAUGUAGCCCUAGUACAUCCAGAUCUUGAUAAGGAAACUGAAGAAAUCCUAACAGACGUCUUAAAUGUUGAAGUAUUUCGCCAAACAGUUGCCAGCAAUGUCCUAGUCGGCUCAUACACAGUUUUAAGUAACCAAGGAGGCUUAGUGCACCCCAAAACAUCCAUACAAGACCAAGACGAACUAUCGUCAUUACUACAAGUACCAUUAGUGGCUGGUACAGUUAACCGAGGCAGUGAGGUUUUAGCCGGAGGUUUGGUAGUCAACGAUUGGUGCUCCUUCUGUGGAAUGGACACAACGUCAACAGAACUCAGUGUGAUUGAAAGCGUGUUCAAAUUGAACGAUGCACAACCUGCAGCUAUCACGUCUACCAUGAGAGCAUCUCUAAUAGAAAGUAUGUCCGGUUAGUUGGAUGAUUAAAAAAGCUGCAUUUGAUUUAAAAUAAUACAGCAUCGACAUGAUUUUUAUUGUUAAAACUAAUAAAGUAUAAGUGAGACA
This is a messenger RNA of Ctenocephalides felis (cat flea), 927 nucleotides long. RefSeq names its product eukaryotic translation initiation factor 6 (gene eIF6). Gene Ontology annotation, molecular function: ribosomal large subunit binding. NCBI's taxonomy places the organism in Eukaryota, Metazoa, Arthropoda, Insecta, Siphonaptera, Pulicidae. Gene Ontology annotation, biological process: assembly of large subunit precursor of preribosome; maturation of 5.8S rRNA; ribosomal subunit export from nucleus. The transcript has 6 exons. The record is from RefSeq and is a predicted model, not a curated record. Gene Ontology annotation, cellular component: preribosome, large subunit precursor; nucleolus; cytosol. Bases 97 to 837 code for a protein of 246 amino acids.